This is a messenger RNA of Sebastes umbrosus (honeycomb rockfish), 3736 nucleotides long. It is a transcript of the gene rgl2, whose product is annotated as ral guanine nucleotide dissociation stimulator-like 2. The transcript has 20 exons. Gene Ontology annotation, molecular function: guanyl-nucleotide exchange factor activity. Gene Ontology annotation, cellular component: plasma membrane. NCBI's taxonomy places the organism in Eukaryota, Metazoa, Chordata, Actinopteri, Perciformes, Sebastidae. The coding region runs from base 511 to 2736 and encodes 741 amino acids. The record is from RefSeq and is a predicted model, not a curated record. Gene Ontology annotation, biological process: Ras protein signal transduction; positive regulation of GTPase activity.
UGAGUGCAACAACAUACAGGAACUGCGACGUCAGAGAGAGAGAGAGAGAGAGAGAGAGAGAGAGAGAGAGAGAGAGAGAGAGAGAGAGAGAGAGAGAGGAGGAGGAGGGAGUUUGCAGUCUGUCCAGAGUGCUGCUAUCAGCUGCUGAAGGCUGGACAGACGAGCUGUGCAGGGACACUGAUAGAGGACAGAGAGAGAGAGAGAGAGAGAGAGAGAGAGAGGAGGAGGGAGUUUGCAGUCUGUCCAGAGUGCUGCUAUCAGCUGCUGAAGGCUGGACAGACGAGCUGUGCAGGGACACUGAUAGAGGACAGAGAGAGAGAGAGAGAGAGAGAGAGAGAGAGGGUGACUCUCUCUUGUCGUUGUGGUCGGUGGUGUCGGUGGUUCAGAUGGGCGCGACUCUCCUCAGCUGAUCCACAGAUCCGAUCCAGCAGCACCAGAUGCCUGACAGCCAGCUGAUCACAGUCUGGAUCUCUCACAUCCUGCGAAUGACACUUUGUAACAACUGGCACCAUGCUCCCCCGUAACAUGCGAACAGGUGGUUAUGACCUGCCGGGGGUGGAGUCGAGUGCCGCGCCUCUCAUAGGCUACCGGCCCUUACCGCCCGACAGCGGCACCCCGAUCAACCAAUCACGGAGGGGGAGCUGCAGCAAUGAAUUGGAAACUUCACAGGCAGAGCCCUCACCGAUGAAGACCACCUGGUACUGUCCUCUGGAUCUGUCCACUGUUGUGGAGAAAGAGGAGGACGGAGUGAUCUACACAGUGGUGGUCAAACAGCAGCAUGCAACCCCCAAUAGUCGGACGUCGGCGAGUUCUCGGUGUGUGAAAGCAGGGACGGAAGAGAAGCUGGUGCUCCACCUGCUCCACUCCUUUUCUAUGGGAGACUCCUCCUUCAUCACCAUCUUCCUCUCCACCUAUCGAUCCUUCACCUCCACGGGGAGAGUGCUGGACAUCCUCACUGACAGAUUGGAGAACCCGCCUGGGGACAGCGAGAGGAGCCAGAUAAGACAAUCUUUCAACAAAGCGGUGUGUACGGUGUUCAGCACAUGGCUCUCUGAGUAUCCUGAAGACUUUAAGAGUUUGGGAGAGCCCUGUCGCCUGCUGCGCCUGGUUCCCCUACUCCCCCAGGACUCCUCGUCUGCGGCCGACCUCCGCGCUCGCCUCCUCAGGAUAGCUGAGGAGCUCAGCGAGAAAGCCCUGCUCCCUGGCGCCCAUAAAGAUCAGACCGGUUCCACCAGCCCUCCUCCUGACGCCUCCAGGUUUGAACCCACCAGCAUCCUUGGAUUCCCUGCAGCGCUCAUCGCUGAGCAGCUCACCAAAAUAGAGGCAGAGCUGUUUGUCCGUCUGGUCCCGUACCACUGCCUCGGCUCACUGUGGUCUCAGAGGGACAAGAAAGGGAGGGAAGGCGUCUGUUGGUCCGUCCGGGCCACCGUACGUCAGUUCAACAAGCUGGCCAAUGCAGUUUUCGCUUCCUGCCUUUGGCCCACGAAUCUGCGCAGCCAGCAGAGAGCCCGACUGCUGGAGAAAUGGAUCAGUGUGGCUGAGGAGUGCCGAGCCAGGAAGAACUUCUCCUCUCUGUAUGCCAUCGUAUCUGCCCUGCAGAGUAAUCCCAUCCACCGGCUGAGGAAGACGUGGCAGGACACUGACAGGGAGGCAGUGAGGAGAUAUGAGGAACUGUCUGAAAUUUUCUCAGACAAGGACAACUACUCACAAAGCAGAGAACUCCUGAAGGAGGAGGGCACAUCAAAGUUUGCCAACAUUGACAACAGGCUCAACAACAAACAUGUUAAUAGGUCCACCGCGCAGGGCACUGUGCCCUAUCUUGGCAUCUUCCUCACAGACCUCACCAUGCUGGACACGGCGGUCAAAGACAGGCUGGAGAACGGCUACAUCAACUUUGACAAAAGGAGAAGGGAAUUUGAGGUUUUAGCUCAAAUCCGGCUCCUGCAGUCUUCCUGCAAAAACUGUGUUUUCACCGCUGACGAGGCCUUCAUACUGUGGUAUCGGAGUGUGCCGACACUAACAGAGGAGGAAAGCUACAGACUGUCCAGUGAAAUUGAAGCGCCUGGUGAGCCGAGCCCCCGUGGCCUUACUCCAACAGUCAUCAUCACACAGUGCGCAGACCUGAGCUCCUCUCGGACCAGCCUGACUGGUGACAGUGACAGCCUCUUUGACUUCCCCUCCCCCGUCAAUAAUCUGCUCUCAAAACUCACAAAGCAUAUGAGAUCUCCGUCUGUGUCCUGUCUGGAUGUUGACACGUCUCCUUCGACCAAUGACUCCACCCCUGCCACGUUGACUCCAUCUACUCCCACAAAAUCACACCGCCGAUCUGUCUCCUGCGGCAACAACCCCACCAAUAACAUCCAAGGGUCGGGACCCGAAAUGCGAAUCAUCAGGAUACGGAUGGACCUGCAGGAUGGAAACCUGUACCGGAGCAUACUGGUUACAAGCAAUGACAAGACCCCCACUGUGAUCAGCUCUGCCUUAGAAAAGCACAAUCAGGACCCCAAACAGACGUCCAGAUAUGAGCUGAUCCAACUUCAGCCUGAAGGAAAAGAACUGGUCAUCCCUGCUACAGGAAACGUCUUCUACGCCAUGACGUCAUCCAGUUGUGACUUCCUGCUGAGGAGGAAAGGCGGGAACCCUCCUCUGGGCUCACAGCCGAUCAACACGGAGACGAGCGCCACGUUUCCUCGAAUCAAGGCCAAGGGGAGGAGACUGGUCAGGACACUAUUUUGACAUCAGAUUUUCCUCAACCCAACUCUGUUCACAGUGAUGGAUUUUUCUCUCCUCACAAACAGUGAAUGUGGCCUUCUACACAUGCCUUUCACCCCGUGCUCCUGCAAAGCUUGUUCUACCAAAACACCAGGACCAGGACCGAGUCUUAACCAACGACUCCAGAGUAGGUUCUGUCAAACGUUUCAUACCUCCGGCUGCGUUCACCAGAGCCGUCUGCUGUUGAAGAAAAGUGUCACUUUUCCUCUUUUCCAAACAGUAUGCAUUACUACUUUACACCAAAAGGAAGAGCAAUGAAAGCCUUUACCUGAGUGCUUUUGGUGCUGGCUCUCGAGUCCCAGUCAGGUAGCACUUGAUGCAUUUUCUUUCCUUCCCACUCAAUGAAUAAGAUCUGUUUUAAUUGCUUACAGCCACCAGGAAAUCCCUUAUUGUUGUGUGCCUCAGCCUUGAGUGACGUCUCUAAAUGUAAAAAGAGGAUUUAAUUGGUCACAACUCCUGUGAUCACCUGAGAUGCUGUUGAAGGAUUUAGGACAGUGUUUUUUUGGGGGGGAGGAAGAAGCAUAAUGAAAUCUAAUAAAUAUACAGAGCCUGUCAAAUCUGGUUCUGGUAAACAGCACACAUGAGGAAGGCCCACACAUACAGUGUACCGCUGUAGCAAAACACUGGAGCUUGUCAAUUGAGACAUAUAUAUAUAUAUGUUUUGUAUAUAUUUAUAUAUUUUGUACGUCUGUAUGAUGUCAAUAUUGUGUUUACACUGGCGAGGAGCUCUGGAUCCACGUGUCCAAAUUGUGUAAUUCAUCGAGGAAAAAAAUGCAUCAAAUACCUGCUAGAGUUCCACUUUAAAGACGCCAGCAUGCGUCUAAAGACAGAGUCAUUAUUUCAGCUUUGACUCAUGCAGAUAUUCAUUUCAACAUAAACUUAAAGCUGCAAUAAUCAACCUUUUUAUAUUAACAAUUAAUUAAAUUACUAUUCAUAGUAAAGGGGCUGCUUGUAUUGACUAACC